AUGGCGUCCAGAAGUCCACAGCGUCCUCUGCGAUCCAAAAGCAACGGCAGCACCACUCCUACCAUACCAGAAACCAAACCAGUAUCAUACACACCCAAAUGCACACCCGAGGAAUACAUCAAAGCUAUCGCUCACCAUUCUCAGCAAUCCAGUGCCGAGACGUUAUACCCUGGGGACAUCUAUGAUACCCUAACACAGUUCCUGGAGCUGAAGCCAAACAUUCUACCAAACACUGCAAACUGUCCACCGUCCAGUGAUUUUGCUUGGCUUAUCAGCCCUGGCCAGUCUGGUCAGCAAGCUUCGUCAGACAGGCAGUCUCUGUCAGAAAGGCACUCGAUCUCGGAAACAAAUACCAACCAGAGACAGCUUGAGGGAUUCACGGAUCCAGACUCGUGUAUAGAGGCCCUGAGAAGUAAAAUCGAGAUAUCACAUCCGCAAAUACUGUUUCUACGAGGCCAUCCUUCGCCGAGUUGGCUUUCCAAGAUUGGCGCCUUUUGUUACGUCGACCCUGAGCUAUUUCGCUGGUUUCUCAGAUAUCGCGCCGGACCAGGGAGCGAUUAUUAUUUUGAUUCCGCUCCUUCUACGAUGAGCAACAUAUUCCGCUUCAAAUUCUUUACCAUCGGAUCUAAGAAUCGUCUAUAUCGAUCGUCCCAGCGGGAGAUAGACGCCUUGCGCCGAAAGGCAGCCAACGAGUUCCAGAGGUACCAGGCUGAGAUAAAGGGAAAUUGGGCUUUGAAACCAGGAGACUCGAUUGUGCGGAAUUUCCACGUACUGGAUGAACGGCAUUGCCUUAUCGAACAAGAGAUCGUGAUCUCGAUAUUCGAUGUGGGAAAAACAUGGAUGGCUAUUGCCUGCACGGAUGCAGGGCAUGACCUCGCCCAGGGACCACGAUUUCCCUGGCUCACGACUGGGGUGGAAUCAUUGCCUAUCACCCUCCUCCCAAUCUUUCAGUACAGACCGAAAUGUGCCUUGAAGUCUCGCAGUAUAAACAAUGGCACCGCUGAGCCAAAGAAAGGGAGGAAUACCCAAAGUCUCGCCGUCUUUCCAGAAGACUAUGGGCGUGGUCUGGAUUGGUCGCUCGCAAAAUCCGACCGUUUCCAUAUCUUGUCCGAUCUAUUCAGACUAGCUGCAUUCUCUCAAAAGCAGCUUCUUAAUGUUAUGAAAGAAAAAAUCACGACUGAAACGAAUCGCCUGUCUCUUGGGAAUGAGAAUCCAACAUUGGCUAAUCUGCUCUACUUUCGGGAUAUCCUGCAAGACCAACUGAGCAACAUAUCGCAUAUGCUGCAGUUGACAAAUAACCAGAACAACAUCCUCCAAAACGGUCGUCGGCCCUCUAUUAUCAUAUCGACUGACCAGAGAGGUGUAACCGAUUACGCCGUGGCUGAAGCGCAUGCUCUAUUCGAAGAUCUGCACUCGCAGGCACAGUCGCUCCAGGAAAGGUGCACUCAAGAAAUGACUGUCAUUAGUAACAACAGCAUGCUCGCAGAGUCUGAGCGUGCCAUUCAACAGGCGAAGUCAAUUACAAAACUCACAAUUGUUGCUUUUGUGUAUCUGCCAUUCACGUUCACGGCUGGGUUCUUUGGUAUGAAUUUUAAGGAGCUGGGGAGUGGUACUAUUCCUCUAUGGAUCUUUUUUGCUGCCUCUUUGCCGCUGAUGCUUGUCACUAUGGGCAUUUUUGCGUUGGAUGCGGAAACGAUCAGGAGAGUCUUGCGAGUCUUGCGUAUUGCGUAUCGGGAACCACCGUACCUGGCUUGA
Molecule: messenger RNA, 1755 nt
Organism: Penicillium paradoxum
Lineage: Eukaryota; Fungi; Ascomycota; Eurotiomycetes; Eurotiales; Aspergillaceae
Exons: 3
Coding region: 1-1755 (584 amino acids)
Biological process (GO): transmembrane transport; metal ion transport
Cellular component (GO): membrane
Molecular function (GO): magnesium ion binding; magnesium ion transmembrane transporter activity; cobalt ion transmembrane transporter activity
Source: RefSeq, a predicted model, not a curated record